CACCGUCAGCCCACAAUUUAGUCUGGGGACCGCGCUCCUUGUCCUCCCCUCUUCCUGCCUAGCGGUGCCCGAGCUCAGGCCCCACCUCUUCUUCUUCCCUUGCCCGCCUCUGCAGCGUGACAGAGCCGGCUGGCUACUGCUACCGCUACCUCUCCGCCUUUCUUUCUGUGCUGGGAUCCGCCGCCGCCGCCGCCGCCUUUAGCGUUGCCCACUGUCGAGUAGAAGGGAGAGAUCAGCAACAAGUGCUGCAGCUCCGCGUCCUCCUACAGACGUCUCCUGGCGGCUUACACUUUGCACCCCAAGCUCGUGAUUUCUCCGAGGAGUACGUAACCAUUGACAGACCGCAUGGGUUAUACAAUGGAAUCCCUGGAUAAAACAAUCAAUAACUAUCUCGAUGUUUGGCUUGGACCAAGAGAUCCCAGAGUAAAAGGAUGGCUUCUUUUGAAUAACUACAUGCCUACCUUUAUCUUCUCUGUCUUGUACUUAAUAAUUGUAUGGUUAGGACCAAAGUAUAUGCAGAACAGACAGCCAUUCUCAUGCAGAGGUAUUCUAGUGGUCUACAAUCUUGGGCUUACACUUUUGUCGCUCUAUAUGUUUUAUGAGCUGGUGACAGGAGUAUGGGAAGGAGGAUAUAAUUUCUUCUGUCAGGAUACACACAGUGGAGGUGAAGCUGAUAUGAAGAUCAUACAUGUCCUCUGGUGGUACUACUUCUCAAAGCUCAUUGAAUUUAUGGAUACAUUCUUUUUCAUUUUACGGAAAAAUAACCAUCAGAUCACUGUUCUUCACGUCUACCACCAUGCAACUAUGCUGAACAUCUGGUGGUUUGUUAUGAACUGGGUGCCUUGUGGCCACUCCUAUUUUGGUGCCACUCUGAACAGCUUUAUCCAUGUCCUCAUGUACUCCUACUAUGGAUUAUCGGCUGUUCCAUCCAUGCGUCCAUAUCUCUGGUGGAAGAAGUAUAUCACUCAAGGGCAGCUGAUUCAAUUUGUCCUGACAAUCUUCCAGACAAGCUGUGGGGUUGUUUGGCCUUGUGCAUUUCCUAUGGGAUGGCUGUACUUCCAGAUAGGCUACAUGAUCUCCUUGAUUACCCUUUUCACAAACUUCUAUAUUCAGACUUACAACAAAAAGGCAGCCUCCAGAAGGAAAGACUACCAGAAUGGCUCUGCGGCUGCUGUGAACGGGUACACAAAUAGCUUUUCUUCCCUUGAGAACAAUGUGAAGCAACGAAAACAAAGAAAGGAUUGAAGGCAAAACUGAAAAACCAUUUUGAUAUUCCAGGCGGCAACAACUACAACAAAAAAUCAUCUGAUUGUAAGCACAAUAUGUGUUGUGCACUGAUAACUCUUGAUGGCUACUGUAACUAUUCCUGCCUAGAAUAGAGGCAAUUUAUGUAGGACUUAACCAGUGCAAAACAUCCUAGAAACUAUUCAGUAGACUAAAAGUUGGUGAUGUUAAUAAUACUGGUUGGUCCAAGAUCCAAGUAUAAACUGUGGAAGGGAGUAUUAUUGUAGAGUGUGUGUGUGUGUGUGCGUGUGCGUGUGUGUGUGCGUGCAUGUGUGUAUGUAUGUGUAUAUAUGUGUGUAUAUAUAUAUACAUAUAUAGACACUACUGUUGCCUUACUAGUCAAUAUGAUAGGUGCUGAAUUAUGAUUCACAAUUUCAAAACUGUAAUCCAAACUCAUAUUUUUAAACUGUAGAUAAUGCAUGUGAUUGUAAUUUGUAUAAUAAAGUUAUUUGUUUUUUAUUUUUUAUUUUUCAGUAGUUUAAAACACACAUGCCUUAAAUUGAAAUAAAAGCAGGGCCCAAACUUAAUAAUGCUUUGAAAAUGUAUGGAGAUAUUUCCCUCUAGGAGUGACUUCUCAUAAGGUAUUCGGGUAUCAGUACCCAGACAGAGAUGUGUUGCGUCCGUUAGAGAGGGCACACAGGGGUAUAAAUUGAGCCUUUCUCCCUUCAAAAUGCUUGUGACAACCUGGAAAAGCCUAGGUAAGCACUCGCUUGCAAAUGUUUCACAUGUGCCCUUGAUGUGAAAUGCCUGAGCUCUGUGUUCGGGAAUCACAAUUACAACAUGCAUUGUACAGAAACUACUCUGAGAUGCUUCACUCCUUUCAAGACUUGGUCAUCAAAGUCACUGUUCUUCUGUACUGUGUAGGAUGCAGUGUUAAACGUCUGCUACAUGUUACGGUGAAACGGCACACUUCUGGAGUAACUCUUCUUCAUCUGUGUGUUUGAAAGGAAAGGGUCACUGCAAGGGCACAGCCAUUUAUUUCUGUCUGAAGAGAUCUUAUUGGAUUAUGCUUGGUGUCUUUUAGUUCCAUGUCUUCGGCUUUCCUUAAGCUAUCACAUGCCUGCAACAGCCUUUUUUUUAAAAUUUGUUUUUGUUUUGCAUAAGUAAUGGCAAAUUCAUUGAUGCUUAAGCAGUAUAUACAACUUAAUGCCAGCUCUCUAAGCAUUAGGGAAUGUAUGAGGUGGACAGGAUUUUACUCCCUUAUAAAAACUGGUUGCAACUUGGAGAAUUUGCUCUGUGCUUUUAAAAGUUCUGGUGAAGUUGGAGAAGAAACAAAUGUGUCCUCUCUUUCUUAGGUCUGCCUUCAAAUGAGACUGCCUUCAUUUUGAGGGAGGAACUGGGCAAAAGCCACAGCUCCCCAUAGUUGAUGGUCUUAAACACACAGCGUGAAUCUCUGGGAUGCAGCCUUAUCUAACUUACCUGUGACUUCCUUAACUGCUAAGAGAUCUGCUGGGAAUUGCAGCAGUUAUAAUGCAUCCAUGUUCUCAAAAACAAUUGUUUGAUUAAAACUACACUUUAAAAGUGACUUAAAAGUAAUUUUGAGAUUUUGAUUUUCCAUGUUUAAGUUGACAUUCCUGUUGCUAUUUGUAUAGCAAAUAUUGGGUUGGAUCUUAAGAACUGCGAGCGGGUUUUCUCUUCUAGGGCAGGGGUUACUGACUUCUUUCCUACUGCAGCUGCCCAUGACCUUCAAAAAAAGCUGAUCCUUGGCGUCAAGAGACACUUGAAUGCAGUAGGAUGUGGCAUGGAGCUGAAUCUGGAAGGGGGGAAUCAGCAGAAAUUUGGGGAGGCCAUUAUAUGAGCGGAAAUGCUUUCCGCUCCCUCAAGGAGCCCUUUAGAUCCAUCAGCCCAUUGACUUUAAAACAUGCCUGCAGCAAAAUAUUUUGAUUAGGACUUCUUGGAGGGGGGGGGGGAGUUACAAAAUCUGCAAGUUGGACCAUGCCAGAUUUUUAUUGUUGUCACAUGAAAAACCCUUGGAAACACGUUGGUGAUGAGUGUCUGUUUCCUUGUGUCUGUUCUGUACUUCCCCACGUGUACUUCUUUGGCUUGUUAAAGGUUUAUUUAGAAGUGUGUAUUGGAAUUCCGGUUUGUAAGAAUUCCCCCUGCACUUGUAGUGUCUGUUGUAAAGCAGGCAUCUGUAACAGAUUGCUACAUAAUAUGAUGGGGUUCUAGCCUAUUAACAUGUCGUUUGUUGAACUUUGUUGUGUUUAGCCAUCUUAUUGCUUGUAUCCCUGAAUUUAUAUAUUAAUUAUGAUUUGAUAUUUAUAUCACUUUUAUCAUGGUUUUUGCACAGUUGAUGUUAGGGAACUAAUAAGUUCUCUCUACUAGCCUUGUGGAUUUUCUUUUGCAUCUUUUUGCAAAGAGAGACAGUAUCAGAUCUUGGGUUUUAAAAUAUAUAUAUAUAUAAUGCUCUCAAAGUAUGUGUCUAUGUGUCUUGGUUUCUAGGUACUGAUUUGCAAAGUCUUUACAUAUUUCAUACAGCAGCUUCACCAUUCCAAAUAUGCUGUCUAAAUAUGUGUGCUAAAAAUUAAAAAAAACCAACCCUAGCUUGUCUGAAAUAUCUGCAUUGUUAAUGUUUUGUUUUAAUUCAUUAAAUCAUUCUUGAUUA
This is a messenger RNA of Hemicordylus capensis (graceful crag lizard), 3889 nucleotides long. It is a transcript of the gene ELOVL5, whose product is annotated as ELOVL fatty acid elongase 5. The transcript is spliced from 9 exons. Bases 346 to 1245 code for a protein of 299 amino acids. The record is from RefSeq and is a predicted model, not a curated record. Gene Ontology annotation, molecular function: fatty acid elongase activity. Gene Ontology annotation, biological process: very long-chain fatty acid biosynthetic process; fatty acid elongation, monounsaturated fatty acid; sphingolipid biosynthetic process. Lineage: Eukaryota; Metazoa; Chordata; Lepidosauria; Squamata; Cordylidae. Gene Ontology annotation, cellular component: endoplasmic reticulum; endoplasmic reticulum membrane.